AUGGCACCCGUUGAGGGUAAGUACCCGGUAUUACUACUGUAUGACGAUUUUCUUGAAGAAUUAGCUUUCAUUAAGGUUCAUGGUGGAAUUAAAAGGCAGUUUAAAAUAAAACUAAGUUCUUCUGAGAUAAUGAAAUCCAAAAUAAGUCGGCAUGAUAGAAGGGCUAUGCGGCCAGAUUAUUUGUUUAUUUUGUUAAAGAAACAACAGAUGACCCAAAUAGGUAUACACAUAGCUACUUGUCUUCGAAAGAAAACCUUCCACGGUGCUCCUAUUUUAGUAAACAACCUUCUUAAUGACGACUAUCUACAGAACCUCAUUCAGCAUGACGAUGGAUAUAGAAUUCUUAGUAGUGUGAGAAAUUCCCCAGCACACUGGGAAGAAGAAAAGAAAAAAUUGUUAGCAAUGAUUCGGCAGUUCGGUGUCCCCACAUUGUUUAUGACGAUAUCAGCAGCUGAAACGCAAUGGCCUCAUUUAAUAAAACAGCUUAAAAACAUAGUUGACAAAGAGGAAGUGUCUCUUGAGGAAUCACAAAAUAUUCCAUACACAGAAAAAGUGCGACUCAUUCAGUCCGACCCGUUUAUAUGUGCUACUUUAUUCGAAACACGUUAUAAAGAAUUUAAAAAAACAUGGCUGUCUCCUGUUGGGUCUUUUGGUGAACGUAAAAUAAACCAUCAAUACCAACGAAUAGAAUUCCAAAACAGAGGUUCUCCUCAUGCCCAUAUGAUGUUGUGGAUAAAAGAUGCGCCUAUUUUCAUUCCUGGAGAUCAAUCAUCAAUUGAAAAGGUUAUAAUAUUUGUUGACCAAAUCAUAUCCUGCAAUAGUGACGAAUUAGAUGAUGAUUUAGUUAAGAUACAAACCCACAAACACACACAUUCAUGUCAUUCCAAGCCAAGUCGUCUUUGUAGGUUUGGAAUACCUUUUUUCCAAGGGAUAAGACACGUCUUCUGA
This is a messenger RNA of Parnassius mnemosyne (clouded apollo), 948 nucleotides long. The record is from the annotation of a GenBank genome assembly. Lineage: Eukaryota; Metazoa; Arthropoda; Insecta; Lepidoptera; Papilionidae.